Messenger RNA from Hypoxylon trugodes, 1095 nucleotides. RefSeq names its product S-adenosyl-L-methionine-dependent methyltransferase. The transcript is spliced from 7 exons. Bases 1 to 1095 code for a protein of 364 amino acids. The record is from RefSeq and is a predicted model, not a curated record. NCBI's taxonomy places the organism in Eukaryota, Fungi, Ascomycota, Sordariomycetes, Xylariales, Hypoxylaceae. Gene Ontology annotation, molecular function: methyltransferase activity.
AUGGAGACCAGUACCACUGACUUUAAACAUUCACCAAAAGAUCGUGGUCGCCAUAGAUUAUUGGCUGUGAGACCGUCAACUGUUCGAGCCAAGUCUGGAUCAGCUCGCUCUCAUCAACAUCCAACCCCGCAUGGUCCUCGUUCCCCGUUAUUCACCGAUACUUUCACCUCAUCUCACCCCCCUACCACCACUGCUACCACAACAACCACAACCACUACUAUUCAUCAUCUGUCGGCUGGCCCACCAACGCCGAGGUCAACGUCAACGGUCUCAGGUCGGCCACUAUCGCCUCUACCACCGCCACCCGCGACCGAUGCCGCGGGUCAUUCUCAAUAUGCGCUAAGCUCAAGUGGCAGCCACUCUGCUGGCUUACAUUUUAAUGCCAUGUCUGAGCAAGGGUGGCCGCGGACUGACCCGGACGGUACCGGUGAUAGCGUUGGCGAGGACGAGGACGAGGAUCCUGAUCAUGUCCUUGCUCCCCACCAAGCUAGGAGAAGAGAUUCAACUAAGACCACCGCUGGUUCGAGCUCUUCGCGGUUCUUCCGCUCAAUAGUUCACAAGUUUGGUCGCACGUUUAAUAGAAAUUACUUUCUUCCUACCGAUAAGCUAGAACAAGAGCGGAAUAAUCUCCAGCAUGAAAUUAGCGUCGAAGCACACGACGGAGAGCUGUAUCUCUGUCCAGUAGUGAAUCCCAGGAGAGUGCUUGACAUCGGCACGGGCACCGGAAUAUGGGCGGUAGAGUUCGGCAUGAGAAAUCCCGACAGUGACGUGUUAGGCAUCGACCUAAAUCCAACGCCGCAACCGCCCUAUAUCGUUCCGAAUUGCCAUUUCCAAAUAGCGGACGUGUACGACGACUGGGGGUUCGGGCACCGGUUUGAUUUCAUCCACAUACGAAGUCUAGGCGAGCCCGUCGACAAAACCCGAUUGUUCAAACUUAUCCACGAUAAUCUAGAGCCGGGUGGUUGGGUCGAAUUCCAAGAGUGGAUCCUUCAUGUGCAAUCCUCGGAUCGGUCUCUUGACGGCACAGCCCUACAGAAGUGGAACAAGAACCUGACUGAAGGCAUGUUUAUCUUGGCAUCGGGGUUUGCUCUGUAA